This is a messenger RNA of Magnusiomyces paraingens, 1173 nucleotides long. RefSeq lists its product as uncharacterized. The coding region runs from base 1 to 1173 and encodes 390 amino acids. Gene Ontology annotation, molecular function: protein binding; metallopeptidase activity. NCBI's taxonomy places the organism in Eukaryota, Fungi, Ascomycota, Dipodascomycetes, Dipodascales, Dipodascaceae. Gene Ontology annotation, cellular component: COP9 signalosome. The transcript is spliced from 3 exons. The record is from RefSeq and is a predicted model, not a curated record.
AUGACAACAUCAGUGGAAUAUUAUAAACCAUUGGAAACAGUUUCUCAGGGAGUAAAGUUUCAUUCCCAGCAAGCAUUUGUGCUUCACCCUCUUCCACUUCUCAAUAUUUCAGAUUACUACACGCGUAGUAAAACCCUUUCAAAACCGCUGGUCGGGGGUCUUUUAGGAUUUCGCAAUUACAAGCAGAUCACGGCAUUUGUUUCAUUCGAACUUUUACUUAACGAUGACAACAAAGUUGACGAGAACUAUUUAAAAAGAAAACUGGAUCUUUAUAUUCAGACUUUUCCUCAUUAUGAACUGGUGGCGUGGUUUCAUGUUUUGCCUAAAGGACUGAUGCAACCAGUUCAAUUAUCACAAACUAUACACGAGCAACUCGCAGACAUAUUAGGAACUAAUCCGGCUUUGCUAAUAGUUGGCCCGCAAGAUAUUGCCACCCAUGACAGGAAAUCAGACACCAGUUCUAAAAGUUUACCGGAGGAACCUGGCAUAUUAUCUUCUAAAUCGAAAAAAAACAGACGUCGCCACUCACAAAUAUCCACGGAUGGCGACUUGAAAAUGGAAGAGCUUGGAGAUGAUGAUUCCUCUGACUUGAACAAUGAUACCGAAGAGAGUCAAUUUGAUACAGACUUACCUUUAGCCGCUUUUGAAGCUAUUACAAAAGAUCGUCGCUUAGAGUUUUUAUCCAUGGGCCAAGUCCAAAUUGAAACCAGUCAAGCAGAACGUAUCGCAGUAGAUGAUAUUGUCAAGGGAGCUAAAGAUUCAGACAGUAUUGAUCUUUCAGAUUCCCUUAGUAAUCAACAAGGUGCUAUCCGUAUGCUUCAUCAGCGUUUAAGAGUUGUUCGAGACUAUAUUUUGACUGUUCAAGCAGCACUACAACAACAAGAGGCUAUUUCAAAAGGGCUACAGCCACCCUUAGCUGUUGCUAGAGAACUUAAUUCUACAGAUUACCAAUUGAUUAGACAAAUCAACGCAUUUGUGAGCGAGCUCACCCGACAACAGGAAUCAGGGUUGGAUUCGGUUAUUCAGAAACAAGAAAGAGAUGUUGUAAUGGCGGCCCUUCUUGCAACAGUUACAAAAGCUGAAUUCACCAAGCUUGAUACUAAUACUGUUUGGGCAUCUUAUAGAUCAUUUUCCGGCCAUGUACCUAAUAAUAAUGAUGGUUUUAAGCCUUAA